Molecule: messenger RNA, 894 nt
Organism: Desarmillaria tabescens
Lineage: Eukaryota; Fungi; Basidiomycota; Agaricomycetes; Agaricales; Physalacriaceae
Product: short-chain dehydrogenase
Exons: 5
Coding region: 1-894 (297 amino acids)
Source: RefSeq, a predicted model, not a curated record
AUGGAUCUCAAUAUGGCUACGGUGAUGUCGUUGUCUGGACGAGUAGGCCUUGUUACAGGUGGAGGAACAGGGAUAGGAUUUAUCAUCGCCAAAGCCUUCGCUGCGAAUGGAGCAAAGGUAUAUAUCACUGGGCGAAGGCUGAACGUUUUGGAGGAAGCCGCUGCGUCUGUCACAGGCAUUCCAGGAUCUCUUGUCCCACUCCAGAUGGACGUGACAGAUGAGGAAAGCAUCAAGGCUGGCGCAAAGCAUAUCGAAGAAAUCGAUGGCAAGCUCAAUAUCCUCGUCAACAAGUUCGUGUGUGGUUACCUCCACUCCUCUCGCUCAUAUACUGAUGCCUUCCUAGCGCCGGAUGCACAUGGGUCCCGUGAUCCAGACUUGAUCGCACGAUAUGCCACAGAGGAUCCUUUGGAACUCGAAACAGUACAGAACUGGGCUGAUAUCUUCGCGCUUAACGCGAUUGCCCCGUUCUUCGUGAUACGCGCCUUCCAAUCACUCCUCGUCAAAGGAGCACAGUCCCGCCCCCAUAGCACUUCAAGCGUCAUCAACAUCAGUAGCGUGUCCGUAAAGAUGAACAUGACAAGCUCCGUGGCAUCUAUUGCAUACGGGCCGACGAAAGCCGCCUUGGACAAGCUCACACUUGUUCUGGCAACGAGUUUUGCUGCGAGAGGUAUCCCGAUUCGGGUAAACGUGCUGGCUCCUGGCGCGUUUAUGUCUGAGCAGCUGAAUGAUGAGUUUUUGGAGAAGUCAGUUCCUGGUCUGGUUAAGACGAUACCGGCGAAGAGGCUAGGGAGUGAUGCGGAAAUGGGGAUGACGGCAGUCUAUCUGGCUGUGUCCGAUUAUACGAACGGAGCGGUGUUGAGGGUUGAUGGUGGAUUGGCAUUGGUCAUUCCUUGA